AUGCUGCGAAAGGACAAGGAUCGAAUCACAAGAGUGUGGUUUGGCGAUGCCGCAUGUUCUCAUAUAUGGACCGGAGGAAUGCGAAGCAGUUCUAGGCAGCAGCAAAUGUUGAAUAAGACUAUGCAGUACAGCUUUCUUUCGGCAUGGAUUGGUGAAGGAUUGUUGAUCAAGCCGGAUAAAUGGCGUCCACGGCGGAAACUUCUCACGCCCACAUUUCACUAUGAAAUCCUGAAAGAUUUCGUUGAGGUCUACAACCGACAUGGUCGGACGCUAUUGGGCAAGUUUUUGAAGCACGCCGAUAGCGGAGAGUACGAGGACAUCUUCCACACUGUCACCCUCUGCACCCUGGAUGUGAUUUGCGAAGCUGCGCUUGGCAUCUGCCUCGACGUGCAGAAGAAUCCUCAUUCCCCGUAUCUGGAUUCAGUGUUCAAGAUGAAAGUGAUAAUUCAAAAGAGAUUAGUCAAACCGCAGUACUACCCGGAGUUUCUGUUCAACUUGAUCGGAGCUGGAAGGGAACAAGCACGUUGCGUCAAGAUUCUGCACGAAUUCACGGGCAAUGUGAUUCGAGCCCGAAAGGCAAAGGCUGACGCAGCAGGUGGUGUGGAGAAACUUCUUGCGCAAGAGUCAGCGGAA
This is a messenger RNA of Ostertagia ostertagi, 633 nucleotides long. Lineage: Eukaryota; Metazoa; Nematoda; Chromadorea; Rhabditida; Trichostrongylidae. The record is from the annotation of a GenBank genome assembly.